Messenger RNA from Mangifera indica (mango), 760 nucleotides. RefSeq lists its product as uncharacterized. NCBI's taxonomy places the organism in Eukaryota, Viridiplantae, Streptophyta, Magnoliopsida, Sapindales, Anacardiaceae. The coding region runs from base 131 to 730 and encodes 199 amino acids. The transcript is spliced from 2 exons. The record is from RefSeq and is a predicted model, not a curated record.
GGAAGAUUGAAAAUUUAUAUGGUCCCAGUAAAUCUUCAUAUUAUCAUUUGGAUUGGGUUCUUUGGAGCUGGGUAAACAAGGGCUUGGAUUGAACCCGGACCAGUCCAAAUUUUAUCAUACUUAAAAGGAUAUGCUGGAAAAAGGAACUGGGUUAUGCAGCAGUAUGACAGAAGCUAACAAGCCAUGGCCAUUCAGGCUGGAGCUUGCAACAGAUCAUAUUCGUUGGGAUAGCCUUUGUAGCAGCAGCGUGAGACAAGCUAACAAGUCAUGGCCAUUCAGGCUGAAGCUUACGAGAGAUCAUAUUCGAUGGGAUAGCCUAAAGAUUUCGCCUUCGCAGGAGUUCGAAGAUCACAUUUUGAGAAAACUUGAUGAAGGUUCAUGCAAGAUUUUGGAGUCGUGGAUUCCUAUUGAGAUACACAUCUUUGAUGCUGACAUUCAGGAAACGUACAGAGUAAAGUUGACAAAGAAGAAGUCCUUCUGGUUUGAGCCAUUGCCUGAUGGGAAGCAGGAACAGAAAAAUAAUCUCUCUUUUCAUGGAAACAAGGGCAUGAAUGAAUUUUCUUAUUCUUUGGAGCCAUUCAGGCACAUUAUUACCACAAGGAAUCUGAGAUGUGGUAAAGAGAUUGGAUUGUGCUGGUCUGGUAGCAGCAGUAUCAUAAAAUUUGAUUUCUCAGUUCUGUAUUCACCAAUGUUGGAACCUGAAAACAUAAGAAUUUGUAAUGUAAGCUGAUUUAUCACAGAAGAUGGCUUAAGAUUAAAA